Closterium sp. Naga37s-1 is the source of this 5917-nucleotide messenger RNA. NCBI's taxonomy places the organism in Eukaryota, Viridiplantae, Streptophyta, Zygnematophyceae, Desmidiales, Closteriaceae. The record is from the annotation of a GenBank genome assembly.
CUUUCCAUCACCCCACCCCAUUCUCCCGCUUUCCAUCACCCCGCCCCCUUCUCCCGCUUUCCAUCACCCCGCCCCAUUCUCCCGCUUUCCAUCACCCCGCCCCAUUCUCCCGCUUUCCAUCACCCCGCCCCAUUCUCCCGCUUUCCAUCACCCCGCCCCAUUCUCCCGCUUUCCAUCACCCCGCCCCAUUCUCCCGCUUUCCAUCACCCCGCCCCAUUCUCCCGCUUUCCAUCACCCCGCCCCAUUCUCCCGCUUUCCAUCACCCCGCCCCCUUCUUUCGCAUUCCAUCACCCCGCCCCAUUCUCCCGCUUUCCAUCACCCCGCCCCCUUCUCUCGCUUUCCAUCACCUCGCCCCAUUCUCCCGCUUUCCAUCACCCCGCCCCAUUCUCCCGCUUUCCAUAACCCCGCCCCAUUCUCCCGCUUUCCAUCACCCCGCCCCCUUCUCCCGCUUUCCAUCACCCCGCCCCAUUCUCCCGCUUUCCAUCGCCCCGCCCCAUUCUCCCGCUUUCCAUCACCCCGCCCCAUUCUCCCGCUUUCCAUAACCCCGCCCCAUUCUCCCGCUUUCCAUCACCCCGCCCCCUUCUUUCGCAUUCCAUCACCCCGCCCCAUUCUCCCGCUUUCCAUCACCCCGCCCCCUUCUCCCGCUUUCCAUCACCCCGCCUCAUUCUCCCGCUUUCCAUCGCCCCGCCCCAUUCUCCCUCCUUCCAUCACCCCGCCCCAUUCUCCUGCUUUCCAUCACCUCGCCCCAUUCUCCCGCUUUCCAUCACCCCGCUCCAUUCUCCUGCUUUCCAUCACCCCGCCCCCUUCUCCUGCUUUCCAUCACCCCGCCCCAUUCUCCCGCUUUCCAUCACCCCGCCACAUUCUCCCGCUUUCCAUCACCCCGCCCCAUUCUCCCGUUUUCUAUCAUCCCGCCCCAUUCUCCCGCUUUCCAUCACCCCGCCCCAUUCUCCCGCUUUCCAUCACCCCGCCUCAUUCUCCCGCUUUCCAUCACCCCGCCCCCUUCUCAAGCUUUCCAUCACCCCGCCCCAUUCUCCCGCUUUCCAUCACCCCGCCCCCUUCUCCCGCUUUCCAUCACCCCGCCCCAUUCUCCCGCUUUCCAUCACCCCGCCCCAUUCUCCCGCUUUCCAUCACCCCGCCCCAUUCUCCCGCUUUCCAUCACCCCGCCCCAUUCUCCCGCUUUCCAUCACCCCGCCCCAUUCUCCCGCUUUCCAUCACCCCGCCCCAUUCUCCCGCUUUCCAUCACCCCGCCCCAUUCUCCCGCUUUCCAUCACCCCGCCCCCUUCUUUCGCAUUCCAUCACCCCGCCCCAUUCUCCCGCUUUCCAUCACCCCGCCCCCUUCUCUCGCUUUCCAUCACCUCGCCCCAUUCUCCCGCUUUCCAUCACCCCGCCCCAUUCUCCCGCUUUCCAUAACCCCGCCCCAUUCUCCCGCUUUCCAUCACCCCGCCCCCUUCUCCCGCUUUCCAUCACCCCGCCCCAUUCUCCCGCUUUCCAUCGCCCCGCCCCAUUCUCCCGCUUUCCAUCACCCCGCCCCAUUCUCCCGCUUUCCAUAACCCCGCCCCAUUCUCCCGCUUUCCAUCACCCCGCCCCCUUCUUUCGCAUUCCAUCACCCCGCCCCAUUCUCCCGCUUUCCAUCACCCCGCCCCCUUCUCCCGCUUUCCAUCACCCCGCCUCAUUCUCCCGCUUUCCAUCGCCCCGCCCCAUUCUCCCUCCUUCCAUCACCCCGCCCCAUUCUCCUGCUUUCCAUCACCUCGCCCCAUUCUCCCGCUUUCCAUCACCCCGCUCCAUUCUCCUGCUUUCCAUCACCCCGCCCCCUUCUCCUGCUUUCCAUCACCCCGCCCCAUUCUCCCGCUUUCCAUCACCCCGCCACAUUCUCCCGCUUUCCAUCACCCCGCCCCAUUCUCCCGUUUUCUAUCAUCCCGCCCCAUUCUCCCGCUUUCCAUCACCCCGCCCCAUUCUCCCGCUUUCCAUCACCCCGCCUCAUUCUCCCGCUUUCCAUCACCCCGCCCCCUUCUCAAGCUUUCCAUCACCCCGCCCCAUUCUCCCGCUUUCCAUCACCCCGCCCCCUUCUCCCGCUUUCCAUCACCCCGCCCCAUUCUCCCGCUUUCCAUCACCCCGCCCCAUUCUCCCGCUUUCCAUCACCCCGCCCCAUUCUCCCGCUUUCCAUCACCCCGCCCCAUUCUCCCGCUUUCCAUCACCCCGCCCCAUUCUCCCGCUUUCCAUCACCCCGCCCCAUUCUCCCGCUUUCCAUCACCCCGCCCCAUUCUCCCGCUUUCCAUCACCCCGCCCCCUUCUUUCGCAUUCCAUCACCCCGCCCCAUUCUCCCGCUUUCCAUCACCCCGCCCCCUUCUCUCGCUUUCCAUCACCUCGCCCCAUUCUCCCGCUUUCCAUCACCCCGCCCCAUUCUCCCGCUUUCCAUAACCCCGCCCCAUUCUCCCGCUUUCCAUCACCCCGCCCCCUUCUCCCGCUUUCCAUCACCCCGCCCCAUUCUCCCGCUUUCCAUCGCCCCGCCCCAUUCUCCCGCUUUCCAUCACCCCGCCCCAUUCUCCCGCUUUCCAUAACCCCGCCCCAUUCUCCCGCUUUCCAUCACCCCGCCCCCUUCUUUCGCAUUCCAUCACCCCGCCCCAUUCUCCCGCUUUCCAUCACCCCGCCCCCUUCUCCCGCUUUCCAUCACCCCGCCUCAUUCUCCCGCUUUCCAUCGCCCCGCCCCAUUCUCCCUCCUUCCAUCACCCCGCCCCAUUCUCCUGCUUUCCAUCACCUCGCCCCAUUCUCCCGCUUUCCAUCACCCCGCUCCAUUCUCCUGCUUUCCAUCACCCCGCCCCAUUCUCCCUCCUUCCAUCACCCCGCCCCAUUCUCCCGCUUUCCAUCACCCCGCCCCAUUCUCCCGCCUUCCAUCACCCCGCCCCAUUCUCCCUCCUUCCAUCACUCCGCCCCAUUCUCCCGCUUUCCAUCACUCAGCCCCAUUCUCCCGCUUUCCAUCACCCCGCCCCAUUCUCCCGCUUUCCAUCACCCCGCCCCAUUCUCUCGCUUUCCAUCACCCCGACCCAUUCUCCCGCUUUCCAUCAUCCCACCCCUUUCUCCCUCCUUCCAUCACCACACCCCAUUCUCCCGCUUUCAAUCACCCCGCCCCAUUCUCCCGCUUUCCAUCACCCCGCCCCCUUCUCCCGCUUUCCAUCACCCCGCCCCCUUCUCCCGCUUUCCAUCACCCCGCCCCAUUCUCCCGCUUUCCAUCACCCCGCCCCAUUCUCCCGCUUUCCAUCACCCCGCCCCCUUCUUUCGCAUUCCAUCACCCCGCCCCAUUCUCCUGCUUUCCAUCACCCCGCCCCCUUCUCCCGCUUUCCAUCACCCCGCCCCAUUCUCCCGCUUCCCAUCACCCCGCCCCAUUCUCCCGCCUUCCAUCACCCCGCCCCAUUCCCCCUCCUUUCAUCACCCCGCCCCAUUCUCCCUCCUUCCAUCACUCCGCCCCAUUCUCCCGCUUUCCAUCACUCAGCCCCAUUCUCCCGCUUUCCAUCACCCCGCCCCAUUCUCCCGCUUUCCAUCACCCCGCCCCAUUCUCCCGCUUUCCAUCACCCCGCCCCAUUCUCCCGCUUUCCAUCACCCCGCCCCAUUCUCCCGCUUUCCAUCACCCCGCCCCAUUCUCCCGCUUUCCAUCACCCCGCCCCCUUCUCCCGCUUUCCAUCACCCCGCCCCAUUCUCCCUCCUUCCAUCACCCCGCCCCAUUCUCCCUCCUUCCAUCACCCCGCCCCAUUCUCCCGCUUUCCAUCACCCCACCCCAUUCUCCCGCUUUCCAUCACCCCGCCCCCUUCUCCCGCUUUCCAUCACCCCGCCCCAUUCUCCCGCUUUCAAUCACCCCGCCCCAUUCUCCCCCUUUCCAUCACCCCGCCCCAUUCUCCUGCUUUCCAUCACCCCGCCCCAUUCUCCUGCUUUCCAUCACCCCGCCCUAUUCUCCCGCUUUCCAUCACCCCGCCCCAUUGUCCCGCUUUCCAUCACCCCACCCCAUUCUCCCGCUUUCCAUCACCCCGCCCCAUUCUCCCGCUUUCCAUCACCCCGCCCCAUUCUCCCGCUUUCCAUCACCCCGCCCCAUUCUCCCUCCUUCCAUCACCCCACCCCAUUCUCCCUCCUUCCAUCACCCCUCCCCAUUCUCCCUCCUUCCAUCACCCCGCCCUAUUCUCCCGCUUUCCAUCACCCCGCCCCCUUCUCCCGCUUUCCAUCACCCCGCCCCAUUCUCCCGCUUUCCAUCACCCCGCCCCAUUCUCCCGCUUUCCAUAACCCCGCCCCAUUCUCCCCCUUUCCAUCACCCCGCCCCCUUCUUUCGCAUUCCAUCACCCCGCCCCAUUCUCCCGCUUUCCAUCACCCCGCCCCCUUCUCCCGCUUUCCAUCACCCCGCCCAAUUCUCCCGCUUUCCAUCACCCCGCCACAUUCUCCCUCCUUCCAUCACCCCGCCCCAUUCUCCUGCUUUCCAUCACCCCGCCCCAUUCUCCCGCUUUCCAUCACCCUGCCCCAUUCUCCCGUUUUCCAUCACCCCGCCCCCUUCUCCCGCUUUCCAUCACCCCGCCCAAUUCUCCCGCUUUCCAUCACCCCGCCCCCUUCUCCCGCUUUCCAUCACCCCGCCCCAUUCUCCCGCUUUCCAUCACCCCGCCACAUUCUCCCGCUUUCCAUCACCCCGCCCCAUUCUCCCGUUUUCUAUCAUCCCGCCCCAUUCUCCCGCUUUCCAUCACCCCGCCCCAUUCUCCCGCUUUCCAUCACCCCGCCUCAUUCUCCCGCUUUCCAUCACCCCGCCCCCUUCUCAAGCUUUCCAUCACCCCGCCCCAUUCUCCCGCUUUCCAUCACCCCGCCCCCUUCUUUCGCAUUCCAUCACCCCGCCCCAUUCUCCCGCUUUCCAUCACCCUGCCCCCUUCUCCCGCUUUCCAUCACCCCGCCCCAUUCUCCCGCUUUCCAUCACCCCACCCCAUUCUCCCUCCUUCCAUCACCCCGCCCCAUUCUCCCGCUUUCCAUCACCCCGCCCCAUUCUCCCGCUUUCCAUCACCCCGCCCCAUUCUCCCGCUUUCCAUCACCCCGCCCCCUUCUUUGCAUUCCAUCACCCCGCCCCAUUCUCCCGCUUUCCAUCACCCCGCCCCCUUCUCCCUCUUUCCAUCACCCCGCCCCAUUCUCCCGCUUUCCAUCACCCCGCCCCAUUCUCCCGCUUUCCAUAACCCCGCCCCAUUCUCCCGCUUUCCAUCACCUCGCCCCCUUCUUUCGCAUUCCAUCACCCCGCCCCAUUCUCCCGCUUUCCAUCACCCCGCCCCCUUCUCCCGCUUUCCAUCACCCCGCCCCAUUCUCCCGCUUUCCAUCGCCCCGCCCCAUUCUCCCUCCUUCUAUCACCCCGCUCCAUUCUCCUGCUUUCCAUCACCCCGCCCCAUUCUCCCGCUUUCCAUCACCCCGCCCCAUUCUCCUGCUUUCCAUCACCCCGCCCCAUUCUCCCUCCUUCCAUCACCCCGCCCCAUUCUCCCGCUUUCCAUCACCCCGCCCCAUUCUCCCGCCUUCCAUCACCCCGCCCCAUUCCCCCUCCUUUCAUCACCCCGCCCCAUUCUCCCUCCUUCCAUCACUCCGCCCCAUUCUCCCGCUUUCCAUCACUCAGCCCCAUUCUCCCGCUUUCCAUCACCCCGCCCCAUUCUCCCGCUUUCCAUCACCCCGCCCCAUUCUCUCGCUUUCCAUCACCCCGACCCAUUCUCCCACUUUCCAUCAUCCCACCCCUUUCUCCCUCCUUCCAUCACCACACCCCAUUCUCCCGCUUUCCAUCACCCCGCCCCAUUCUCCCGCUUUCCAUCACCCCGCCCCCUUCUCCCGCUUUCCAUCACCCCGCCCCAUUCUCCCGCUUUCAAUCACCCCGCCCCAUUCUCCCCCUUUCCAUCACCCCGCCCCAUUCUCCCGCUUUCCAUGA